This is a messenger RNA of Diceros bicornis minor, 3255 nucleotides long. RefSeq names its product armadillo repeat containing X-linked 5 (gene ARMCX5). The record is from RefSeq and is a predicted model, not a curated record. Lineage: Eukaryota; Metazoa; Chordata; Mammalia; Perissodactyla; Rhinocerotidae. The coding region runs from base 534 to 2183 and encodes 549 amino acids. The transcript is spliced from 3 exons.
AGGCAAAGUCUGCGGAGGAAAAGGUAGCUUUUCAUUAGUCGCCAGGAGCGGAUCUCUGAGGAGCCCUGGGAACGGGAAGGAGAAGGGAAUACCAAAAAGUGACAGUUGUUCGCCAGUUACGGCCCUUAAUCUGAUAAAGCGGGUAUCUCGUCCUAAAUCUCAGGGCACGGCACCCCUUGAGGCGAGGAAAUGAGAAAACUGCCUCUGAUCCAAGCAGAGCAGGUCCAACUUCAGUGGCAGAUCUGGUGGCCUUGGAGUGGCUGAAGACCACCACCCUCCACAGGGCUGCACUCAGGCCCACAGCGAUUUCUCCCUUCCCUGAGUGAGCUUCCUCUGCACAUUGUUUAUAUUAUUGGCAGAGUCUAUAGUUGAAAAGAGGGCUGAGUGGCUACUGGACUUUGUAUGAAAACAUCAACCUGGGACAGACCUUCAGUCAAGGCUGAGACGGGGGUGGGGGUACAUAACUUAUCUUUAACUUGGAUCACGACUGGCUCUGAGGCUAUGGCAGUGGCAGAGGAGGGACUGGGGCUGGUAUGAAAGCUAGAAUCAGUGGCCCUGCCAACACUAGAGCCAUGGCUAAGAUCCAGGCCAAGGCAGUGGCUGAGGCAGAACUGAAAACACGACCAGUGACCCAGGCCAAGGCUGAGGAUGGAGCAGUGGCCAGGACACAGACAGUGACAUACACUGAGGCUGUGACUAUGACAAAGGAAGUGAGCAAGAUGGAAGCUAUGACUAAGACUAGAGUCAUGGCUGAGACUAAGGCAAAACCUCUGGCAGAACCUGGUAUAGUGCCCCAAACCAAGUCAAAGGCCAUGCCUGUGUCCAGUGCUGUAACCAAGUGUGAAGUCAAGGCUGGUGCUGGAAGUGAAGCCAAUAUCAGGUCCUUUGCCAAAGCUGAUGAUAAGACCAAUAAUGCAUCCAGGCCCCAGAGAAGGAGAGACGCCAGCGUCAAGUUCAGGGCUGGGGACAGAACUGAUAUUAUAAUCGAGUCCAGUGAUGAGGAUGAAGAAAAUGUCUGCUCCUGGUUCUGGAGUGGAGAAGAGCCUAGUGUAGGAUCCUGGUUCUGGCCUGAAGAAGAGACCCCUUCUCAAGUUUAUAAGCCUCUACCUAAGAUCCAGGAAAAGCCCAAGCCCACACCCAAACCCGAACUUACUAUAAAGCAAAAAGCUGCAGCAUGGUCAAGAGCCAGGUAUAGUGUCCUGGUCCCAAUAGAGGGAGGGGAGCGAUCCUUGCCUCCAGAAGGAAAUUGGACUCUGGUUGAGACUUUGAUUGAAACUCCUCUGGGGAUUCGGCCUCUGACUAAGAUCCCACCCUAUAAUGGGCCUUACUUCCAGACCUUAGCUGAGAUCAAAAAACAGAUUAGGUAUAGGGAAAAGUAUGGGCCCAAUCCAAGAGCCUGCCGCUGCAAAUCACGUGUCUUUAGUUUAGAGCCUAAAGAGUUUGAUAAACUUGUUGCCCUACUUAAGUUAACUAAGGAUCCUUUCAUUCAUGAAAUAGCUACAAUGAUAAUGGGCAUCAGUCCUGCUUAUCCAUUUACCCAAGAUAUAAUUCAUGAUGUAGGUAUUACUGUUAUGAUUGAAAACUUGGUCAAUAAUCCCAAUGUUAAAGAACACCCUAGAGCUUUAAAUAUGGUGGAUGACAGCUCUGAGUCUUCGGAAGAACCAAAUACAGGAAAGUCAUACAUACAUCAAGUUUGUAAGGACAUAAUCUCUUAUCCAUUGAACUCCCCUGUGCAACUGGCUGGACUAAAAUUAUUAGUGCAUCUGAGUGUGAAAUUUGAGGACCACCAUUUGAUUGCCAGUUACAUUCCAGAUUUCCUCACCUUGUUAAACAAGGGAAGUGUCAAAACCAAGUUUUAUGUUUUAAAAGUGUUUUCACGCUUGUCUAAAAAUCAAGCCAAUACAAGAGAACUGAUCAGUGCCAAAGUACUGUCAUCAUUGGUUGCGCCCUUUAACAAGAAUGAGUCAAAGGCCAAUAUUCUUAACAUCAUUGAAAUAUUUGAGAAUAUAAAUUUCCAAUUCAAAAAGAAGGUGAAGCUAUUUAGCAAGGAAGAAUUCACUAAAUCUGAACUUAUUUCCAUAUUCCAGGAAGCAAAAGAGUUUGGUCAGAAACUCCAAGAAUUAGCAGAGCACAGUGAUCCUGAGGUGAGAGAUAAAGUUAUACGAUUAAUACUCAAACUCUGAAUAGCCCUAUGUUCUCAAAAAGCCUUGAACAACUUUUUGGUGUUGUCAUAUGAAACCAAUGCAUAUUGUAGCUAUAAGUUCAAUAUUUAUGUUAUCUGUGUUGAUUGAAGAAGGCAAUUUUAUGGAUAGCAAAUGAUCUUAAGAGCUUGAAUAUUUGUUGAUAUUUCUUGUGCUAUAUAAAUGGAGAUAUUUUUAGUAUUUCUACAACAUGACCUAAUAAUGAACCUAUUCAUCCUGAGUAAACUAUGUUUCUGUGCUUUAUGUUGACAUAAGUGUAUUCAUUUGAGACUUCAUUUACAUGUUAAUAAAGUUGCAUGCUAAAAUUGGUGAAAACAUUGUCCUAGUUCUUCAGUUGAAGUUUAGUCAGAAGGAUAAAGCACAAAUAACACAAAGAUGAUAAAGAGCACUGUCUGUCUGGGGGCGGGAUACAAACAAAACAAGUUCACAUUGACAGAUCCUUUAGUUUCAACAAGUUCAAGGAGUAGAAUCAUUCUGUACACGAGAAGACAAGACUGUGCUACUAGCUGACAUCUGGGCAGAUAUGGGGAAAGGGGUGAGGACACAGAUUUAGGAGUAAGAGAACACACAAGCUUUCAUUCCAGUCUGAGUUCCAGAACUCGUGCUCAGCCUUUCACAUAGGAUGUCUCAUCGGGAUACCUUGAGGCAUUGUAACCCCUAAGAGGAUUCCUGGUUCUCAUCCCUAUUAAGCAAAGCCAUGGAAGUGUGGUUCUGUAAGGACCUAGCCCUACUGUGCCCUCAACAUCCAGAGUAGAUGGGGUACCAGGUUUACUUCUUUAUGUGAAGCUCCCUCCCCAUAGACCUGGGCCUCAGAGGAGGAUCUUUCUGGGGGCCAGCUACAGAAACUGCUUCAUGGAUAGUCUCAUUUGUCCUGCCUUGGUGACUGUUUACUCUCAUACUUGCUUUUGUUUUCUGGACAAUGCUUUGGGCUUGAUGUCCAAAGGAUGGGUGCCACCUAUCCUUGGUGGCAGCCCCUUGUUUGUGCUGAUCCCUUUUGGUCAGAGCUCAGCUCUAAGAGACAGCCACAGGAUACCAAAGUUCUUUAGGAGUGUGU